GCCAAGGCACGCAUACACACACACGCGCGCCUGCGCUCUGACGCCACCCCACCACACCACACCGGGGAAGGAAGGGAGGAAGGAACCUGCUCCGCUCCAUCCAUGGCGUCCCACGCGAUGCGCCUCCUCCUGCUCCUCGCGCUGGCCGCCGCGCUCGCCGGCCGCUCCGCAGCAGAGGGGGCGUGGUGCGUGUGCCGCACGGACCUGCCGGACGCGACGCUGCAGAGGACGCUGGACUACGCGUGCGGCAGCGCCGCCGCCGCCGACUGCAAGCCCAUCCAGCCCAACGCCGCCUGCUUCGCCCCCGACAACGUCAAGGCGCACUGCUCCUACGCCGUCAACAGCUUCUAUCAGCGCAGCGGCCAGAACCCGCUCGCCUGCGUCUUCUCCGGCACCGCCGUGGUCUCCUCCACCGACCCAAGCACCAACGGCUGCAAGUACCCUGCAAGUGCAACCCCAAGCCCGCCGCCGCAAAUGGCGCAAGGUCCGAACGGCCCCCUGAAGGACACCAGCGGCGGCACCGGCGUUCUGCCAGAGGCGCCACAGGCCCCGGUGUUCCAUCCGCAACCCUGAAAUUAAUUCGGCAGUGUCAAGCGGACUAGCAGUUGCAAGUACCUUACUAGUUGCUUUGAUUUUCUUCCUUAUGGCUUGAUUUCAGCCUGGUAUAUUGGUUCAUGUACGAACUGGGAUAUUGGUUCAUGGAGUACGGGACUAUUUUGUACUUCAUUGAAGUACCGAUUAGAUUAAAGGUGAAUGAAUUACUCAAACCCCCUUGCUAUAUAUAGUUGAGGUGGACCUUCACUCAA
This is a messenger RNA of Triticum aestivum (bread wheat), 806 nucleotides long. Its product is annotated as PLASMODESMATA CALLOSE-BINDING PROTEIN 1. The transcript has 4 exons. Lineage: Eukaryota; Viridiplantae; Streptophyta; Magnoliopsida; Poales; Poaceae. The record is from RefSeq and is a predicted model, not a curated record. The coding region runs from base 103 to 573 and encodes 156 amino acids.